Ilex paraguariensis (yerba mate) is the source of this 1364-nucleotide messenger RNA. The record is from the annotation of a GenBank genome assembly. NCBI's taxonomy places the organism in Eukaryota, Viridiplantae, Streptophyta, Magnoliopsida, Aquifoliales, Aquifoliaceae.
UUGUGAAUUUAACCGUCAUAGAUCUCCCUGGAUUGACAAAGGUUGCUGUAGAGGGACAGUCGGAGAGUAUAGUUGAAGAUAUUGAAAUGAUGGUCCGGUCUUAUGUUGAGAAGCCCAAUUCCAUCAUAUUGGCAAUUUCUCCUGCCAAUCAAGAUAUUGCUACUUCUGACGCAAUAAAGCUUGCCAAAGAAGUUGAUCCUACAGGUGAGAGAACAUUUGGAGUGCUAACAAAACUUGAUCUGAUGGACAAGGGAACCAAUGCCCUAGAUGUAUGGGUUCUUUCUAUCAUGUUUAAGGUACUCGAGGGAAGAGCAUACAGACUCCAACAUCCCUGGGUUGGAAUUGUGAAUCGUUCACAAGCUGAUAUAAACAAGAAUGUUGACAUGAUAGUGGCCCGUCGAAAGGAGCAGGAAUAUUUUGAUUCCAGCCCAGAAUAUGGACAUUUGACGCAUAAAAUGGGCUCAGAGUAUCUUGCAAAACUUCUAUCAAAGCACUUGGAGACUGUUAUCAGGCAGCGCAUCCCAAGCAUUAUUGCUUUAAUAAAUAAGACGAUUGAUGAGCUUAACGCAGAAUUGGACCGUAUUGGCAGGCCUAUAUCCUUGGAUGGAGGGGCCCAGCUGUACACAAUUUUGGAAAUGUGUCGUGCGUUUGACCGUAUAUUUAAGGAGCACUUGGAUGGAGGGCGACCAGGUGGAGAUCGGAUUUAUGGUGUCUUUGAUAAUCAACUACCAGCUGCUUUGAAAAAGCUCCCAUUGGAUCGUCAUCUUUCUUCCAAUAAUGUCAGAAAAGUGGUUUCAGAGGCAGAUGGUUAUCAGCCACAUUUGGUAGCGCCUGAACAAGGAUACAGAAGACUAAUUGAUGGGUCUCUAGGCUUUUUCAAGGGCCCAGCCGAAGCUUCUGUUGAUGCUGUACACUUCGUUCUAAAAGAACUUGUGAGGAAAUCCAUAGCAGAAACGCAGGAAUUGAAGCGAUUCCCAUCACUUCAAUCUGAUAUAGCAGCAGCUGCAAAUGACUCACUGGAAAGAUUUCGUGACGACAGCCGGAAAACAGUUUUACGGCUGGUGGAGAUGGAGUCUUCUUACCUGACUGUAGAAUUUUUCAGGAAGCUUCAACUUGAGCCAGAGAAGAAUUCUAACCCAUCUGGUCCAAAUGCGGAUCGAUAUUCAGAUAACCAUCUGAGGAGGAUAGGAUCAAAUGUCUCUGCUUAUGUUGGUAUGGUUUGCGACACUCUGAGGAGUUCAAUUCCCAAGGCUGUUGUUUAUUGUCAAGUUCUUCAGGCCAAGAAAGCAUUGCUCAACCAGUUCUAUGCUCAAGUUGGCAGAAGGGAGACAAGAUUCAACAUUUUCUCACUCAUAGAUAUCUAA